ACCCACUGCACGGCCUCCCAUGGGCACUGCCUCCCCUCAGAGCAGCGGGGCAGAGAGGGCCGGCCUGGAGCGGCCCUCAGCUCUGCCUCCGCGGCUCUCCCUUCAGAUCGGACAUGGCUCGGGAGCCCAGGCCCAGCGCUGUCCGGCAGGGCCGGAAGAGGCCAUGGGGCACAGCCACCUCCCGCAGCAGCUACAGCCUGGAUUACGAGCUGCACAGGGAAGACGGCCCCUGCAGGGGGUAUGAACACCAGGGGGUCCCUCCCCUCCUCCACCGCGUGCCUGUCAGGAUCCGGAGGGCCCACCUGGGCACGGGGGUCAAGGGCCACUUCAGUCUCCACAGGGCCCCCAGGAAGAGCCAGCUGCACCCCGAGAUAAAGCUCCAGACCGAGGAGCUGCACUGCCUCAGGGGCGAGCUGAGCCACAUCAAGGCCCAGGUGGACCGCCUGCUGGAGCACGUGGAGCUCAUGGAGCAGCGGAGGGACCAGCUUCCAGGUCAGGCCCCCAAGGCCGGGCCCAGGCCGCACUCCACAGGGACAGAGGACUGUGAACAGAACAGGGGCUCCAGGAGUCAGGGGUCCUUAUGCAGAACCACCGAACCCAGGCAGGAGCCCAGAGGCCCGAGGGCCCAUCCGGAGGCGGAUGGCUCCCAGGAGCACACAGACCUGGAGGCUGCGGGUCCUGCGUCUGCUUCUCCUACAGGUCAAGAAUCAGGCGUCAGACCAGGGCUGUCAGUAGCAGGCUGGAACCCCUCCAGGCUCAUCAGCUCCAGGCACGGUCCUUGCCUUGAGUGUUUUCUUGAGGGUCUCUCAGCGGCACCCAUGCCACCCAUUCUGGAGCCAGGGCAAUGGAAAUGGAGGCGUGGCUCAGCCAGAUGGGCCAGGAACCCAGCCUUAGUGCUGCUUUUAGCUUUGGCUCAGAGGUUAAAGCGUAUGCCUGCAAUGUAGGAGACCUGGGUUCAAUCCCUGGGUCGGGAAGAUCCCCUGGAGAAGGCAGUGGCACCCCACUCCAAUAUUCUUGCCUGGAGAAUCCCAUGGAAGGAGGAGCCUGGGGGGCUACAGUCCAUGGGGUUGCAAAGAGUCGGACAAGACUGUGCAACUUCACUUUCACUUUAGCUUUGUCCAAAUGGCAGUCUAGGUACUGCAGGGAAGGGGGACGGUCCACAGCUGUCCGGCACCAGCGCACCAUCUCAUAGAGCCGAGGCCCGCUCCUGCAAGCAGAGCUGGACGCUCACCCCCGGGAGCAGCGUCAGCUCUCUUCCCCUCUCAAAGCCCCCGUCCUGUCUGGGUGUCCACAGGGUUACCGUUUUUACCUUGUUUCUAUCUUGUUUCUUUUUGCUGUGGUUCUAUAUAUUUCAGAUAUGCUUUGGAAAUACAUGUCACUGGGGGCAAAUAAAGUUUGUAUUUUUCCCCCUA
Molecule: messenger RNA, 1412 nt
Organism: Bubalus bubalis (water buffalo)
Lineage: Eukaryota; Metazoa; Chordata; Mammalia; Artiodactyla; Bovidae
Exons: 6
Coding region: 114-944 (276 amino acids)
Source: RefSeq, a predicted model, not a curated record